Molecule: messenger RNA, 366 nt
Organism: Sporothrix schenckii 1099-18
Lineage: Eukaryota; Fungi; Ascomycota; Sordariomycetes; Ophiostomatales; Ophiostomataceae
Exons: 1
Coding region: 1-366 (121 amino acids)
Source: RefSeq, a predicted model, not a curated record
AUGCAUAAUAAAGGGGAAAAGGGCGCGUAUUGCAAAGCUGCCAACAGCCUUCACCCACAAAAAUGUUUCACUUACGCACUAUUCAUAGCACAUGACAUUUCGUUGACGACGGGAAAGAAAAAGGAAGAAGCGGCACGAACGAAGCGAACGACGAACAAUGCGAACGACGACCUCCUCCGCCAGUUGGCGAGGUGGAAUGCAACAAAUGUGGGAGGAGGCUCCAGAAAACGCACACGAACUGAACAAAGUCCAACCGGAAGUACCCCGGGCUGCUCCUGGCACACCCUCUUUCGCGUUCAAAAUUGGCUGCCGGCGGAAAAGGCGACGAGAAACGCCGCUUCCCAGGCAACGAAGCAAGAAAAAUGA